UGACAGGAAGUGACGUCAUUUCGCACAUGCGCGGAACCGAUCGUGUUGUUGUACGGAUAGAGUAGCGACAGUGUCCUUCCGGAUGGAUACAUUGUGGUUAAGAGGACGGUGCAUGUCGUAGGUCGCUCUGGACGAUAAAGGUGAGUUCAGUGGGAAUUAUACACGGUGUGAAAUCAGUAGACGGUAUGUCCGGGCGCGCGAGAGGAAAAUCACGUGGCAGAGAGACUGGGGCCCGAGGCGAGCAACCACCUCUGCCUCAGAAGGAAGCUCAAGCCGUGUGGCCACCACCGCCUGAGAGAGAGCUCCAAGGGAGGGGAAGACAGAAAUCUGCCCCCGUGGUGGCGGCAGAAGGAGAAAAGCCAUAUCACUGCUCAGAGUGUGGGAAGAGUUUUAUGACACAAAGUAAACUCCAAAUACACCAGCGCAUUCAUACAGGAGUGAGGCCGUAUCACUGCUCGGAGUGUGGGAAUAGUUUUAUGCGGCAGAGUAGCCUCCAAAGACACCAGCGCAUUCAUACAGGAGUGAGACCGUAUUACUGCUCGGAGUGUGGGAAGAGUUUUAUUACACAAAGUGAUCUCCAAAUACACCAGCGCAUUCAUACAGGAGUGAGGCCGUAUCACUGCUCGGAGUGUGGGAAGAGUUUUAUUACACAAACUGAUCUCCAAAGACACCAGCGCAUUCAUACAGGAGUGAGACCGUAUCACUGCUCAGAGUGUGGGAAGAGUUUUAUUACACAAAGUAAACUCCAAAGACACCAGCGCAUUCAUACAGGAGUGAGACCGUAUUACUGCUCGGAGUGUGGGAAAAGUUUUAUUACACAAAGUAAACUCCAAAGACACCAGCGCAUUCAUACAGGAGUGAGACCGUAUCACUGCUCGGAGUGUGGGAAGAGUUUUACGCGGCAGAGUAGUCUCCAAACACACCAGCGCAUUCAUACAGGAGUGAGACCGUAUCACUGCUCGGAGUGUGGGAAGAGUUUUAUUACACAAAGUAAACUCCAAAGACACCAGCGCAUUCAUACAGGAGUGAGACCGUAUCACUGCUCGGAGUGUGGGAAGAGUUUUACGCGGCAGAGUAGUCUCCAAACACACCAGCGCAUUCAUACAGGAGUGAGACUGUAUCACUGCUCGGAGUGUGAGAAGAGUUUUAUUACACAAAGUAAACUCCAAAUACACCAGCACAUUCAUACAGGAGUGAGGCCAUAUCACUGCUCGGAGUGUGGGACGAGUUUUACGCAGCAGAGUAGUCUCCAAACACACCAGCGCAUUCAUACAGGAGUGAGACCGUAUCACUGCUCGGAGUGUGGGAAGAGUUUUACACGGCAGAAUAGUCUCCAAACACACCAGCGCAUUCAUACAGGAGUGAGGCCGUAUCACUGCUCGGAGUGUGGGAAGAGUUUUAUUACACAAAGUAAACUCCAAAGACACCAGCGCAUUCAUACAGGAGUGAGACCGUAUCACUGCUCGGAGUGUGGGAAGAGUUUUACGCAGCAGAGUUGUCUCCAAAGACACCAGCGCAUUCAUACAGGAGUGAGACCGUAUUACUGCUCGGAGUGUGGGAAGAGUUUUACACGGCAGAGUAAUCUCCAAAGACACCAGCACAUUCAUACAGGAGUGAGGCCAUAUCACUGCUCGGAGUGUGGGAAGAGUUUUACGCAGCAUAGUAAACUCCAAACACACCAGCGCAUUCAUACAGCACAUACAAAAGAUUGACCUUUUCCUGUCUUUGGAAUAUUUUAUUUAUAAAUACAAUAUUUAAAAGAAAAAUGUGUUGCUAAUAAAUGUAUUACCUUCUUUUCAGAUAAGUUUUUAAAAUAAAUAAAAAGGUCUGUGUCAUGUGUGUUUUUUACAUUAAACCAUAAAUAUUUUAAGCUCAUUUUGGGGUCAUUUGGUCAGAGAUUCUACACAGACAUUAUCAUUGGUAGGACUACAGUCAUUAUCGCCUGUAGUUUUUUGUCCUACCCGUUUUCAUAAAUUCCCAAAUUCUGUGCAAUGUAUUGGAUGCUAAAUGUACUGUCCAAUCAUCGUGGGGAUAUAAGAUCGUUUUAAACAAUCCGAACGAAGGAAGGCGGGAUUAGUCUGAAUACGGGUGGGAAAACAAACAUAAGAGUAACCGCGAGCACAAACACAGCAAUGCCAACCUAGCCUAAGUUGAUGCAGCUCUUCACGUCCGCGCUUUUUUGUUGUUUUUCUCGGCAAUAUGGGGGUUCCAAAAUUUUACAGAUGGACAUCCGAGCGAUAUCCGUGUUUGAGCGAAGCUGUGAAGGAGCACCAGGUGUUUUCAUAUUAAAAUAUAUAGUCAGGUGUUCAUUUAACUGGGAGCAAAAUAGUCAGAUAUUUUCCACUACCUCGACUUUCGCAUCAUCAAGCCCAGGAAGGUGUUCUUCAUGGCCGUGGAUGGUGUCACACUCAGGGCCAAAAUGAACCAACAGCGUGGCAGAAGGUUCAGAUCAGCAAAAGAAGCGGAGGAAAAAAUAAAGAAGGCUGUGGGGAAGGGCGAGGAUUUACCCGCAGUGACCCGAUUCGACUCCAACUGCAUCACACCCGCACUAGACAGCAUGCUUGAUGGACAGAUAGAGGGAGAGAGAGACAGACACGGAGACACAGAGAGACAGACAGAGAGAGAGUACGGAGUUCAUGACUCGGCUUCACAAACAUCUGAAAUACUUUGUGCAGAAAAAGCUGUCCACAGACCGACUGAGUGAGAGUGUAUCUGUCUGGGCACGAGAGCCCGCCUGGUCACUCCUUGGAUAAAAGAAAACAAGACCCACAAAGCCGUGAUCACGAAUUUGUCCCCUCAGUUUAUAAACCGUACUCACGGAUUAUUAAACUGUUCCCUCAGUUUUACAAAGCGUGCACAUGAGGAAACAAUCCGUGCUCUCAGAUUUGUAAACUGUACUCUCAGGUUUUGUAAUCCGUACCAACAAAUUCAUAAACCGUGCGCACACUUUCGCAAUCUGUACCCAUGGUUGUGCAGAGGGUACUCACUGAUUUGUAGGCCCUCCCUCAUUUUAGACACCUGAAGUCCACAAGCACAACAACAGCUCCACAAACAACGUGUUUAAACUUAAUUUUUUUUUUUAUAUGAUAGAGGGUUGGAUGACCGUACUUCAAGAGGAGAAGGAAAUACACAGAAAGGGUCACAGAACAUGAGAGAAAAACACUUGAGCCUUCUUUGUCCAGCAAAACAACAACAUUCCCCUCUGAUAGACAAAGAGCUUUAUACUCGUCACUUUUCCACAUACAUGGUGUAACAAAUCAUUCAGUAUCAUUCAUUAUUUCCACACAAUGUUUUACUCACAUCAAGAAUCUUUCAUUUCUACAAGUGAAGCUGAAUUCAAUCCGAUCAUGAAGCUGAACAGUGAAGGUAAAGCUGCACUGAUCCAAUAAAUAACAGCCAUCAAUCUUACAGAUGUCUUGUGUAAUUUUACUUUGUGCUCUCUCUCUCUCUCUCUCUCUCUCUCUCUCUCUCUCUCUCUCUCUCUCUCUCUCUCUCUUUCUGUCAUUAGUGAGAACAUAUGGAGGUUUUGCUGAUUCUGAUGAUAAAUAUCGAAGACACUGGGAACUUGAAGGAACUUGAACAAGUCAUAAUGGCCAUUACUGUGACCCCAAAGCCUGGAGCUUCUACAAGCAACAGCCCAAAGAACAUUGGGAUCGUCAUAGAGGGCGUGAAAGUCAUCACAGAACUUGGAGAUAUUGCAAGGGCUUGCUCUGUCCUCCUUGGCUUGACCUUCGUGCUGAAUCUCGAUUAUCCCAGACAGCUGAAAUACACCUUUGAGGUGUUCCAAAAACUUUUCUUGGAACUGGAUGAUUCAAAGCUUUCAAACAAAGUCCAGUCCCUCAAGAGCAAACUUCAGGCUUGAAAUGAGACUAUAUUGCAGUGUAGACUUUUGUGCUACAGAAUGUUCAUCUUCUACAGAGCUUGAGAAUUGCACAUUUGAAAGUGCUAUAUUUGUAAUUUGGCACUGUUUUGUCCUACAAAUGUCGUGACAUUUCAGUUGUUGUACGUUCAAAGUACAAUUGUAUUUUACUCUGUUCAAUUUGCACUUUUAUUAUUUAUGUUUUGGCACAUGCCAUUAUGGAGUAUCAGCAUUUUGUCCUUUUCAAAGUUCUGCUUUGAAAUGCGUGAGCAAACUUCUGGCUUGAAAAUGAGACUGUAGUUGCAGUGUACAUGUCUUGCUACACAAUGUUUAGCUUCUACAGAGCUUGGGAAUUGCACAUCUGAAAGUGCUAUGUUUGUAAGUUAGCACUGAUUUGGACUCUUAUCCCACGAAUGUCAGUGAGAUUUCUAGUUCAAAGUAUGAACUGUUUUUUACUCCAUACAAAUUACACUUUUCUGCUUUUGUUUUGGUACAUGCCCCUUUGGAGGAUUUUUCUUUUAAUAUCAUUAUUGACUCAAUUUAGUGGAUAAGCAUGGAAUCAGGUUUAUGGACUCAUCACCAUUCUGUAUGUCAUUUAUGUUUGUUUUUAAUAGUAUUUAUAUUUGUUUUAAGAAUAGUUUAAAGUCAGCAUUCUGUCUGGUUUGAAAUGCAAAAUCCAACUUCUGGCUUGAAAUGAGACUGUGGUUGCAGUGUACAAUGAUGUGCUACAAUGUGUCUAAAGCACAAAAGUGAAUAAAAUUGUUAAUAAAAUUCUUAUUUGAGUA
Tachysurus fulvidraco (yellow catfish) is the source of this 4644-nucleotide messenger RNA. RefSeq names its product zinc finger protein 420-like. Gene Ontology annotation, biological process: regulation of transcription by RNA polymerase II; central nervous system development. The coding region runs from base 186 to 1712 and encodes 508 amino acids. The record is from RefSeq and is a predicted model, not a curated record. Gene Ontology annotation, cellular component: nucleus. Gene Ontology annotation, molecular function: DNA-binding transcription factor activity, RNA polymerase II-specific; RNA polymerase II cis-regulatory region sequence-specific DNA binding. The transcript is spliced from 12 exons. Lineage: Eukaryota; Metazoa; Chordata; Actinopteri; Siluriformes; Bagridae.